This is a messenger RNA of Empidonax traillii (willow flycatcher), 1852 nucleotides long. It is a transcript of the gene MCFD2, whose product is annotated as multiple coagulation factor deficiency 2. The record is from RefSeq and is a predicted model, not a curated record. NCBI's taxonomy places the organism in Eukaryota, Metazoa, Chordata, Aves, Passeriformes, Tyrannidae. Gene Ontology annotation, molecular function: calcium ion binding. The coding region runs from base 16 to 576 and encodes 186 amino acids. The transcript is spliced from 4 exons.
AGGGGUGAUCCCGGGAUGGUGUCCCGGGAAUGGUGUCUCUCCCGCGCCCGUCCCGGAGCCUGCGCCACGGCCCACACCCGCCCCACGGUGCGUAGCUUGGCGGCGGCGGCGCCUCUCCGCCCGCCCCGGCAGCCGGAGAUCACAAUGGCCCAAAGGUUGUUUAGAUCGCAUUUGCUGUUCUGCUUUCUGGCUUCAUUCUUCAUCUCUGCCCUUGCUGAGGAACACGCAGGAGAGAGUCAACAUGCAAAUAUUCGCCUCGAUAAGAAUUUGGUACAAGAUAAAGAGCACAUCAUGGAACACUUGGAAGGUGUCAUUGAGAAACCAGAAACUGAGAUGUCUCCACAAGAGUUGCAGCUCCAUUACUUCAAAAUGCACGAUUAUGACGGCAAUAAUUUGUUAGAUGGGUUAGAGCUCGCUACUGCUAUAUCACAUGUCCACAAAGAGGAAGGUGGUGAGAAUACCCAAGCAAUGAAAGAAGAAGAGCUGAUUAAUCUAAUAGAUGAUGUCUUAAGAGAUGAUGAUAAGAACAAUGAUGGAUACAUUGACUAUGCAGAAUUUGCAAAAUCACUGGAAUAAGGUUUUGCAGGAUGUUUGUUUCUCCUUCUAACCACGUGGAAAUGUGAACCAGUAUAAUGUGAUUCUUUACUGUCUCAUAUCAACCUCUGUGCUGUGAGAAGGAGAGGUGUACCAGUUCCAGCUGAAUUUAUUUAAAAGUUGUAUGUGUUAAGAGACUGGUUAACCUGGAGUGAGAGCCAUGUUUGACUAAACACAGCUACACAUUUGAAUCAUGAAGCAUGGGAGAGUCAACAGUACUCACAUAGGUUACAGCUGGUAAACUCCUAAGUAGCUCUGUAUGAAUUCUAAAUAGAAUCAUUAGCAUCUAAAUUUCAAGUUUUCAGUCAUUGGGUUAUAUAGUACUUAUUUGCUUACAUCUUCUUCCAUUUAAAAUUAUAAAAUAGCUAGAAAGCAAGAAAUGAUUACUGCAUAUAAUUGUACUCAGAGGAUAAAUGUCCUUACCUUCCUUCUGAUUUACAAGGAAAUUUGCAGAUAAGUACAGGUGCUUGAAACAGCAGUUGCAGGGGGAAAGCAUUUGAAUGUGUGUUACAUUUGAGUUCCAAAUGAUACCGUAUAAACUUAAACAGUCUUCGAAGAAACUGAGUAUUUUUAAAUAUAUAUACUUCAUAGCAUACCCUCACAUAUAAAUAUAUAUACAUGUGUUUUUCAAUGUCUUGUCCUCCACAAAUUUACUUUUUGUAUCUUAAUUUACUGAUUUUUUUUAACAACCUUCCAUGUUUUCUUAAGAAAAUGAAAGUAUUUUUAUUGUAUUUAUAUGUUGUAUCCCAUCUUUCAGAGGUGUUUUGAAGGUCAGGUUAACAGUAAAGCAGUUUAUUACAAAAGCUUCAAUUUGGGUUUUACAGUAUUAGCCAGCAGAAUAAUCUAAAUAAGCAAGUAACGCUGCCUUGUUAAGGUUUAAGUCCAUAUUCCUUGACAUUUAAAUUAUGGUAUUACUUUAGGAGGUAUUUCAUAACUUAACAGUUUCAAGUCAACAGUUGAGUGUUUGCAAAUUUUCAUGGCUCUAGGAACGUUUUUACUGUUUUGACAUAUUUGGUAAGUCAAACAGUUUAGGGAUAUUAGAGCAGUGAUGUAUUGCUGUGUUAUUGAUGUUUGGUGACUCAAACAUAACUGAAAUCUUAAAUUGCAUUCAAUCAUUAUUCAUUAAUAAAGAAUCUAAAUGUUAGCCUAUUUCUGUAAAAUGUAUAAAGAGCUAUUUUCUAUACAAAAUUAUUCUUAUACAAGAGAAACACAUUUGUAAAAGAAAUUAUGUCCUCUGUUUAAAUGUUUGUGCAAUGAA